Molecule: messenger RNA, 1463 nt
Organism: Ciona intestinalis (vase tunicate)
Lineage: Eukaryota; Metazoa; Chordata; Ascidiacea; Phlebobranchia; Cionidae
Product: GLIPR1-like protein 1
Cellular component (GO): extracellular region
Source: RefSeq, a predicted model, not a curated record
AAAAUUCUGUUUCUAGAUAAUGUGACCGAAUGUUUUAAAUUAAACUCGAGAACGGUAUUUUCGACUGUCAUGUUGUUAGUGAAAAUAUUAACUCUUAUGAUUAGUUUUAACAACCUGAACGGCGACAAAGCUUCUGAAAGUCAUCGCUCAAGGCACAGACGCUCCAUCCCUUCCCCUAGUGAUGCGAAGUUAGUUCUCGAUAAACAUAAUGAGUUUCGAGCUACUAUUGGCAGCGAAGGAGAGGAACCUAUACCGUCUAAUAUGCGUGUUAUGACAUGGGAUGAUGGUCUAGCUGUUACAUCACUUAGAUAUGCGAAGAACUGUGUAUGGGGACACAGUAAGUUAGGGGAAAGAAAAACAAAGAUAUGGAAUAAAGAAAAUGGUGAAAAUUUGUGGGCUGCCACGGGCGAUCUAGCAGAUAACUUUGAUCCAGUGAGACCAGUACAAGUUUGGUUCGAUGAAUAUGUGGAUUAUGAUUUCCAUAACCAUACGUGCACACCUAAGAAGAAAUGCGGCCACUACACUCAAAUUGUGUGGGCAAAUUCGUAUAAACUUGGAUGUGCUUGGAAUUUGUGUCCUAUACUCCGAGCGGAAGGACAAGUCAUGGAAGGAGCAAUGUACAUGGUGUGUCAAUACGCUCCAGGCGGUAACGUGCUCGGAGAAAACUUGUACAAGAUAGGCGAACGAUGCGCAGACUGUGGAUCCAAGGAUACAUGCCCUGACGAUGCGUUAUGUCAUAACGAGAAGAGAGAUAUCAUAUUCCCACUUGAUAACAAUGCAGAUAUUAUAGCAAGCGCCCUCGUUGGGGUUGUACUUGUGCUCGUAGGUGCUGGAAUUGUCGGUUAUUACUGGUACACUCAUUAUGCUGACAAGUCUAGCAUAUUAAUAGCGUGGAGGAAACGACGGCGAGUGUCUUCUGUUGUCGAUAUAGAUUAUAACAAAAACGGAUUGCGGAACAGUCGAGCAGUAACCGAAAAGAAUGGAAAUGCACAAAGCGACGCAGUUGAUAAUUCAGCUCCUCCGCCAACUGACGAGAAAGGAAAAGACUCAUUAUCAACAGAAUGAUCGCCAAAACAUCAAAAUUGAUUUAAUUUGCAGUAUUGAACCACAGUUAAAUAGAUUUACGUUUCUGACCACUGCCGAGUAAGACUUUGUAUAUAAACGUUAAACUGUCGCGACCGAACAACACCAUAUAUAUAGUAGGGGUUGGGUAAGAUGAGACGUGUUUUCAUUCUAUUUUAUUAACCCAUUUAGUAAUAAACAAAGAACAUUUCAAGAAUUAUAUAACCGUAUCCGUACGAUGCUAAUGAGGCGUCUUUAAUCGUUAAAAAAGAAAGGAAAAUAUUGGAUAUAUGUGCUUUAUACGGUAACGAUAUUCUUAUUCUACAUUACGAUAUGUUAAUUUUUUAAAUGAUGGUUUGUUUCGGAAUGCAAUAAGCUCUUGUUUAAUAAAUAUGCACAAU